Arabidopsis lyrata subsp. lyrata is the source of this 1227-nucleotide messenger RNA. RefSeq lists its product as uncharacterized. Lineage: Eukaryota; Viridiplantae; Streptophyta; Magnoliopsida; Brassicales; Brassicaceae. The record is from RefSeq and is a predicted model, not a curated record.
GGAAUACAUGGUCCCCAAGACUCACUUCAUCUAUGUCAAAAAGUAAAGGGUUUUUGUGUAACGAAUUAAAACGUUUGGGUCUUUUUUGUAGUUUAUAAUAAGUAUAGGAAUGUAAUUAUAAAUACUAUAUACGGAGUAAAUGAGAUUCUUACAAAAGCAGAAAAAAGCAAUCAUUCAGAUUUUCCAGAUUGCGACAUCUUACCUUUUUACCGCCAUAAAUCACGCGCGAAAUUCCCCACUCCCACGCGCCUAUUCCACUUCUUCAUCGUCACGCGCUUCUUCGUGGGCGUUAGGAGACGGAGGAUGAAGAAUCGUAAUGUGAGAGUCGCUUGGAAUUUCUGUAAUGAAACUCGCUGAUUGCGCCGAUCUCUCUUGCCCGUUCCUCGCAGGUAUUACUCGCAGAUCAUUCGUUGAUUUCAGCAUUUGGUUUUGUAAUUCUCUUCGAAAUGAGAUCAUGAAUGAUGAGUAUCAAUGUAGAAGAAGUUGUUCAUACGGAUUCGAGUUGCGUGUAGAAGAAAAUGGUCGAUCGGUCCACGGAUAUCCCGAGAAGAAAGGGGAUGGUUGGACUGGAGAUUCAAGAACUUGGGUGCUCGAUGUUGGAGUUCUCUUAAGUCGUCUCUACUUCUACUAGGACCCGGGAACCAAACCAGCAAAGCGAGUGUGGAUAUCGAUCAACGUUGCAGAAAUACAUGUUAGCAAUAGACAAGAAACUGUAGAGUGGACAGUGAGUGAUUUUGAUGUGUUGGUUCCACAAAAACAAACAAGAUCCUUGUGAACAUGAAGGUUGUAACAAUUCAGUAGUAGCUUUUGCCUUUUUUUUUCUUAUUAAGUAUUUUAUUUUUUUUUGUAAAUUAAAUUCACAAACAGAAACUCACUAGCCUCGAUUACAUGAUCUUUUUUAUUUUUUUUGUGCCAAAAGAUUUAAUUUUAUGAACAUGUUACACAAACAUAAAUGAAAAGGAAUAAGUUUCUUUUUAGUUUUUUUGUUUAGAAAGAAAAAGUAUUUGUUCUAUGUAUUAUUGGGUUGCUAUGUUUAGGCCAGACCGGUGGUGUUAACUUUAUGAAAACGUGUUUCCAAAAUAAGUUCGAGCACAACUUCUACAUCUUUUCUAACUCGUCAUCAAUACAGCCAAGUUGUCUGAGCAUAUUACAAGAAGAGCAAUCUUUUUUUAAUGAUCGUGAACAAAGAUGUAAUUAAAUUCAACCGAACUAAAAAUCACAUUUAUU